This is a messenger RNA of Didymosphaeria variabile, 918 nucleotides long. RefSeq lists its product as uncharacterized. Gene Ontology annotation, molecular function: oxidoreductase activity. The transcript has a single exon. The record is from RefSeq and is a predicted model, not a curated record. The coding region runs from base 1 to 918 and encodes 305 amino acids. Lineage: Eukaryota; Fungi; Ascomycota; Dothideomycetes; Pleosporales; Didymosphaeriaceae.
AUGUCAAUCAAGAAUGUCGGCCUCGUAGGCGGAACCGGCACGAUCGGUGAACCCAUCCUCGAAGCACUCAAGACGUCCUCCUUCAACCUCAGCGUGAUCAACCGGGCAGGCUCCAAGUCAACAUAUCCUGGGACUCACGUCGUUACCGUACCCGACGAUCUCAACGUCCCAGAUCUCACGCGCCUAUUGAAGGAGAACAGCAUCGACGCCCUCAUCCUAGCCAUCAAGCCCGCUCAAGUAGCCCAGAACAAGCGCCUCAUCGAAGCCGCCUUCAAGUCCGGAGUGAAGCGCGUCAUCCCCGCCGAGUUUGGCAGCGUCGACUCGGCAGACGCCAAGACGCGGGAGGUCUACCCUAUCGCGGAUUGCAAGAAGGAAGCGCGCGACUACCUCAUCUCGCUGCAAGACCAAGAGCGAGGUGAAGGACAGGGAAAGCUGAGCUGGACAGGCCUCGUGCCUGCGCACUUCUUCGACUGGGGACUUGGCAAUAGCUUACUUUGCUUCGACGUUGCGAAGCGUAAGGCGUAUAUUCAGGAUGGCGGCGAUAUCAAGUUCAGCGCCUCUAACCUACCAUUCAUUGCGAAGGCUGUAGUGAGGGUCCUCGAGAGGCCAGAGGAGACAGCGAAUAAGCUCCUGUAUAUUCAGAGCUUUCAUGUGACGCAGAACGAGGUGUUGGCUGUGCUCGAGAAGAUCACAGGUAAAAAGUUUGAGAUUAUCAACCAGAAAAGUGAGGAGAGGUUGAAGGAGUUGAGGCCGAAGAUGUUGGAGGGUGAUUUCCACGCUACAGAAGAGACGGUCGGCAUCUGGGGCCUUGUGGCGAGUGAUUGGGAAGGUAAGACUGCGAAUGGUAUGCUGGGCCUGGAGGAAGAGAGUCUUGAGAAAACGGUUAGGGAGGUGUUGGCGAAGCAGUGGAGGUCUUAA